CGCAUUGCUAACCUGCCUUGUCAACCGUGGCUCUCUGCAGAGUGACCGAUCGCCCUGCUGGUCCACCAGACUGGGGAUGGGGUGGUCUGACCCAAACCCACAGCAUCCGCCAACGGACCGAGCAUAGUAAGUUGUAAGAACCACACUCAGGGGCUGUCUAGUGGUAAGGUGAAAGCGCGACUACCGACAAGAUAAUGGGAAUUUGAGAAUUAGCCGGGAUGGGGAGCAACUAGCAGCAAUCAAUCCCCAGCCUGAGUUGGUUAUUCUUUGCGAGUGCGUCCAGGGUUGAGCCUGCACAUAGCUUUUCCGGAGACGUCCACCUUGCAUCGACCUCGCAGAUUGUGUGGUACUGGGUAGCUGGCAGCACAAGACACAUUCUCAGAUCCGAUCGGAAACCAUGGCACCUCGCAAAGGAUUCCUAUUCCGCUGCCAUCAACGUCAAUCAAACCCGCAUUGCCUGACAUGGUAAAUCGUUAAGACAGUUCGAUUGCCGAUGGCGCGCUAAGAUCUGGAACUACGACCGAUAGGGUCAAGAAAGGGUGGGCGCGCGCGCAAAAUCAGGCCUUGUGUGACAGGAAAACACUUAAGAUAUGCUCUGACACGAAGCGUGUGGAAUGCAGCUUCAGUACUCUCGUGCUGGAGCAAGCCCAUGCAGUGGUUGCAAUUUCCGCCAAUGCAGGCAAGCAACCAAAAGCACAAAGCAAGCGGCAUCAGAUGACGAACCAGGGUGACCCCUGGCGAUACCGCCGACACAAAUCUGGGAUAAUGGACACUGGCAUCUCAUAUGGUCACAGUGAGGGCGUGUUAUUAGCUCCGAUUCAGACCCUCGAUGAGCGGAUGAAUGGGCCGCCGGAGAUGGUUUACGGGAGGAGCUGGAUCGACCAAUCCUCCUCCAUGAUCGCUGGCUUAGCGGCCUGGUUCAACUCUAUCUCAGACUGACCUUCCGUAUCGAGCAUGGUGUCUUGAUGGCCAGGGCCUGCCGCCUCCUCGCUGGGCUGGCGUGGGUAAAGCAGUACUUGGACCCAGGGACGAUCCCUGGCACCUGGGAAGGGCGAAUGGCCGAUCCGCAGCAACACCAUUCCCUUCAAAAUGUCCACUCCCAACUACCACUACCGACUGCCAGUGUGCCGCCAUCAUGCCAUCUCUGGCAUUUCACGCCUCCCUGUUGCUCAUGGAAAUGCGUCAGUCAGCCAACCAGCAAUGGUUUGCCAGCAGGUAUUCCUCGGCCGGUUGAGAGCUUGGAAGCUCUUCCGCAAUCCACUUGCACACUGGCAUUGGCAUUGAUCAGAUCAUGCCUUUUCUUUCACAGCCACAAAUAUCCUGGUCGGUCGUAUUAGCACCGUAUCCCUCGCGCACGAUCCUCGCCUCGACAAUCGCCUCCGCCUCCGCCCUGGGUAUCGACGCUACCCAUCUACACAUACCUCAUGUUGGGAGUUAUCUCCCGCCCGUUCGUAUCCACUCGGUCAAAACAACUUCCUUUCAUGAUGACCGACGUUGUACGAGCCCCAAUUCUGCAGCUAACACUCGUCUUCUUAGGUACAAUAGCUUGGGUUGAACUCUACGCUACGUGUAAGCAGCGGCUCUUGGCCAGCAUCAUCCCGGUCUCAGGCCAGUUCGCUUCAAGUUCGUCUUGAUAGAAUUACUUCUGCCGUUUCGCCACUUUGUGUAUCUGUUCUCCCUGUGUUGCUUCCUUUCUUUGUGUGUGUACCGAGCUGCCACUUAUGUGUACUCCUAUGAGAGAUUGAUUUCUCAGCCAUUUCAAUUAUAAGGUCACUGUCGUUCGACAGAGAUACCUUUGUCUUGUGCACCUAUUACUGUUGCUAGCAGUAUCCGUGCUAUCUAUCUGUGAAAGUUUACUGGUGGCAAGAACAAGCCCAGUUCAUACCGCCUACGUCCAAGUCGUCACUUACCCCAGCAUUGGAAAGAGACAUUGCCGUGGUUCGGUUGUCGUUGAACAGUCGCCCUCAUUGUCGUGCAAGUCAAGUUUGUUUUGUUUCAAAAUGCCUCCUAUGAGGACCACACCGCCGGCAAAGGCGAUCAAGACCGAGCGGACUCACGAGGAGAACCAAGAGAGAGCUUAUAUCGCGGCCUCAAGAAGAAGUGAUCGAAGCCUGGAGGCUCGUGUCGAAUCGGCACGACGAGCCUCUGAAAUCCACAAACGCCGCACUGGCCGGUCACUCCGGGUGACGGAACAAGAUGUUAUCAACGAGGAGAUGUAUGAAGAGGAGGAUGACGAUCUGCCGCUCCAGUACCGCCGUCUUACAGCGCAUCUGCAGACGGGCUCCGCGGAUUUCAACCGACGACUAGCCGCGUACCUCACCAACCAAGUGGCCAUGAGAAGCGCGAUGGAACAAAUGAUGGCAAAUGGAUAUGCACAUUACCCUUCUCAGUCAGGGUUUGCAACAGCAACAGCACCAUCAUCUUCGAGACCGAACAUGUUCCCAUCUCCCAUGUUAUCACACCCCAAUAUGAGCAGUAUGGUGCCGCCGUCAGGCGCCGGCGGAUCCUACCGGACCGCCCCAUAUCCGUCCCCCCAUCAACCUAAUUUUCGCUCCGGCCACGGCAGAGCCUUCUCCAUGGCCUCGAUACCAACCCAUGACUUGAACAACCAAGGACGGCAGUCUCCUCCUUCAGCCAACUCAUCCUCCUCGGCGGACCCGCAGCAGGCCCCUUCGCUUGACCACCAUAGACGAAUGUCUACACCAGGGUCAAUACCACGAAUGGGAGAAUCACAACAGCAACAGCAGCAGCAGCAGAUCGAUACCACUGAUAGUGGCAGUGGCAUCAAGGCGGAACCAGAGUACCUGAGACAAGCUCAAUUAUCACCGCCCUUGUCGCACGCAGGAGGUGGAGGUGCCGGUGGAGGUGGUCUUGUAUUUUCGUCACCAUGGCAAGACCAACUGGGGGGUUUUACCACCACGUCGUUACCGCCCGAGGCUCAGCAGAUGCUCGCUCAUGCACCAGGUUUGGACCCCAGUGACCCCAGCUACGCCAUGCUCAUGCACGGGUCAGAUCAGUACAUUUCGAACAAUCGGUACUAUCCAUGGCACGGCAACGGUCACGACAAUUCUGGCAACCCGCUCAAAGGCAUGCCUGUUCAUGACCACACUUCAGCGUACCAAGCUACUGGAUUCGGCAUGUCGGCGACCCUGGCGCCCUCGGUUCUUGAACAACAGAAUCCCAACGGUAGUUCUACCACCAGGAAUGACAGCCACAGCAGUACCAGCAGUGGUGCAGAAUCCACCCCGACGACUACUACAAAUCUCACACACGGCAAGUCGUCCAUUUCAGCGGCUAGUGAUGCCACCACCACCACCUCGCUUUCCUUGUCGUUGCCUCUCCCGACCGCCGGGUUAGAUUUCAAUUUCAGUCAGGAGACCAUGGCGCUCUCGAAAGGUCUUGAGUUUGGUGCGGGCAGCGGUGCCGGGGUUGGUGGUAUGAGCGCUGUCACAUCUGGUCAAAUUACCCCUGCGGCCGAGGGGUUCUGGGACCACUUUGUAAUGGAUGGGAGUUGGGAUGAUGGUGGUGAUAUUGAAGUCGACGUUGGUGGUGGUAGCGGAGGUGAGGGUGAGGGUGUUUAAUCUCUUAUCUGCCUGAUUUUGUGGAUAAUGUCCAGGAGAACGAACAAAAAGAAAAUUUGCGCGGCGUUAUGGCGACAUUUUAUCUUCCUGGGUCUAUUACUGCUACUAUUGUCCACUCUUGAAAUAAUACCUUAGGUACAUAAAUUCUAAUGGUAAGCAAUAAAAAGCCAACGAGACUGGAAAGGAACGGAGUUGGAAGUUUUGCUACUGA
Exophiala dermatitidis NIH/UT8656 is the source of this 3792-nucleotide messenger RNA. RefSeq lists its product as uncharacterized. The record is from RefSeq and is a predicted model, not a curated record. Lineage: Eukaryota; Fungi; Ascomycota; Eurotiomycetes; Chaetothyriales; Herpotrichiellaceae. Bases 2001 to 3581 code for a protein of 526 amino acids. The transcript is spliced from 3 exons.